GAUUGGAUGGCCGAGAAGCAUUGGAAAUCGAAGAAAGGGCGGGGGGAAAAGAUAUUUUUUUUUUUUUCCCGGUAUAAAGAGUGGAGUGACUUGAGCCGUUUGGUUCAUUUUACAGUCAUUUCACAGCGCAAAGCCGAGAAAAGAACGUUCGAAAACCAUGUGCCAGAUCGUGAGUGGCAAUCGGAGUGACGUCGAAGACUUGCCAACGUCACUCCCGGCACGCCGACUCAUGCGUAGGCCUCACUUUGUAGGAAGCAAUUCCAAGGAUAUUAUGCUCUGUCCGGUGAUGGGCAAACUCGCUCUGCCGCCCGACGAGUUCGAGAAGAAGAGGAAAACCGGCCCGUCCGUCCCGCCGCCCAUUCCGUUUUUAGCCAAAGAGGAGAAACAUUCUUGCUUGAUUUGUUCCCACUUUGUCGAAGAUGCAUCGCCUUCGCCUACCAACACCGAAGUCACCGUCGUAUCAGUUUUCAAGGUACUUCGCCGAUCAACUCAGCCGGCUCAUUUCCUCGUCAUGUCUACAGUCAUAGCCUUGGCUAUGAUUUUUUAUCCGGGUAAAACGAGCUUCGUGAAGCGACUUGAUAUUCAAACGCCCGUCGACUCUACUUUAUGGCCGCUUCUCUAUCUCUCGUCUUUCAGCAUAUUGUUCGGAGCCCAAAUGUGGAUGACGUUCGUUUCAGGCCUCGUUCUACUUUUCAUUUUGCCUCGUCACACCUUCGCCUGUGUGCAGAGUGCACUUUUUCCAAAGUACAUGAUUCUCAACGGUGUCACCGCCUUAGCCGUCCAUCAGCUUCGUACAAACGAAGAAAGUGUGGUCUGCACAAGAGAACUACCAGGCGAUGGAGGUGGAUAA
This is a messenger RNA of Daphnia carinata, 850 nucleotides long. RefSeq lists its product as uncharacterized. The coding region runs from base 158 to 850 and encodes 230 amino acids. The transcript has 4 exons. NCBI's taxonomy places the organism in Eukaryota, Metazoa, Arthropoda, Branchiopoda, Diplostraca, Daphniidae. The record is from RefSeq and is a predicted model, not a curated record.